Messenger RNA from Mus caroli (Ryukyu mouse), 2295 nucleotides. RefSeq names its product N-acylsphingosine amidohydrolase 1 (gene Asah1). Gene Ontology annotation, biological process: fatty acid metabolic process. Gene Ontology annotation, molecular function: fatty acid amide hydrolase activity; N-acylsphingosine amidohydrolase activity. NCBI's taxonomy places the organism in Eukaryota, Metazoa, Chordata, Mammalia, Rodentia, Muridae. The record is from RefSeq and is a predicted model, not a curated record. Gene Ontology annotation, cellular component: lysosome.
GCUCUAGGGACUCGGCCCGGCGCCUCCAUGACUGGCGUGUCCCCUGCCGUGCAUGGUGUGGCCCGGGGUCGCUGAUCACGCGUCGGGGUGCGGCCUUCUGGUGGAGGUGGUCCCUGCUGCAGCUGCUGCUAGAGUCCCUCGGAGCGGCGCUUGCAGCUGGGAAGAUGCGGGGCCAAAGCCUUCUCACCUGGGUCCUAGCCGCGGCAGUCACCUGCGCCCAGGCACAGGAUGUGCCGCCGUGGACAGAAGAUUGCAGAAAAUCAACUUAUCCUCCUUCUGGACCAACCUAUAGAGGGCCAGUUCCGUGGUACACCAUAAAUCUUGAUUUACCGCCCUACAAAAGAUGGCAUGAACUAUUGGCUCAGAAGGCCCCAGCGUUGAGGAUUUUAGUGAAUUCUGUAACGAGUUUAGUGAAUACAUUUGUGCCAAGUGGAAAACUAAUGAAGAUGGUGGAUCAAAAGCUGCCUGGUAUGAUUGGCAGCCUUCCUGACCCUUUUGGAGAGGAAAUGAGGGGAAUCGCAGAUGUUACUGGGAUUCCUUUAGGAGAGAUUAUUUCAUUCAACAUUUUCUAUGAAUUGUUUACCAUGUGUACAUCAAUCAUAACUGAAGAUGACAAAGGUCAUUUACUACAUGGGAGAAACAUGGAUUUUGGAAUAUUUCUUGGGUGGAAUAUAAAUAAUAACACUUGGGUUGUCACAGAAGAAUUAAAGCCCUUAACAGUGAAUUUGGACUUCCAAAGAAACAAUAAGACUGUUUUCAAGGCUACAAGUUUUGUUGGAUAUGUGGGCAUGUUGACAGGAUUCAAACCAGGACUGUUCAGUCUUUCACUAAAUGAACGUUUCAGUAUAAAUGGUGGUUAUCUGGGUAUCCUAGAAUGGAUGUUCGGAAGGAAGGAUGCCCAAUGGGUAGGGUUUAUCACUAGAUCAGUCCUGGAGAACACCACAAGUUACGAAGAAGCCAAGAACACACUGACCAAGACCAAGAUAAUGGCCCCAGUAUAUUUUAUCCUGGGAGGCAAGAAGUCUGGAGAGGGCUGUGUGAUUACACGGGAAAGAAAAGAGUCUUUGGAUGUCUAUGAACUUGAUCCUAAGCAUGGCAGAUGGUAUGUGGUACAAACCAACUAUGACAGGUGGAAAAACACCUUGUUUCUCGAUGACCGCAGGACACCGGCCAAGAAGUGUCUGAAUCACACAACACAGAAGAAUCUCUCAUUUGCUACCCUCUAUGAUGUCCUAUCAACAAAACCUGUCCUCAACAAGCUGACUGUAUUCACAACCUUGAUGGAUGUUACCAAAGGUCAAUUUGAAAGUCACCUUCGAGAUUGCCCAGACCCUUGUAUAGGCUGGUGAGCACAUGUUGGCCAGCCUCGAGGACAUACUGAGAGCCGAAGAUGUGUUGUGCAGCGAGCGUGCCUGGUCUCCUUCCAUAGGCUAAGGCUCAAGGCCUCUUGGUUUUAGUCAGGACUGUCCUCAUCAUGUUACAUUGUUUACAGGCUGUUUUUGUUGUUUGUUUGUUCUGAUCAUCAGCAUCAGUUCGACUCACAGGUAAAUUCUUUAAGGGACACCACAUAGAAAUUGCCAGUUCAUUUCACUUUGCCACUGCGGAAAGGGUAACUGUGACCUCUAUGGAACCCAUCAAAGUUCUCUGAUGGUGUUUGAGUCAGCGCCCUGUGUGAUUAAUGUAAAAGUUACAUUUUCUUUUUUAAUCUACAUACUUAUGUUUUCCUGUACACCAGUAGUCUUCCUUUUCCUGGUUCUCUCUUAGAACCAACCUGCCAUUCACCUAUGCUGUUGGUGACAGCAGUGCAAUGUCACUAUGCUUGGCUGGAGUACUUAUUUUAAUGGGCAAUCAAUAGACCUCUGACUCUGGAAACAGUGUUUUGGAGGAUUAUAAAAUAACUAUUAUACAAACACUUUUUUUAAAAAAAGAAUAAGUGUUCUCUUUUUUCCUAGUUAUUCUGCCUGCCAGUAACCCCAGGAAGAGUCUAGCUUCAAAAACUUGAGUUCAAGAACUUAACCACAAACUCAUUAUUUUAAAUUCUUUUAUGUAUAAUCAAUGUAAUGUUUUUUCCUUCUAAUCAUAUUUUUUUAAGAUUUUCAUACAAUAUAGUAUUAAUAUUUUUCAGAAAUCAAUGUAUUUAUGAAAACUGCAAACAGAACUUGUUCAUCUUUCUAACCUUCACAGUUGACAGUGAAGCAGACUGUACAGUGUGGCAGACUGUAUCCAUUUAGUUUUGGACAGUCUGCGGUGUCGUGAUGCUCAAUAAACAAUCACUGUCAGAUAUGUCAGCAGUCA